Molecule: messenger RNA, 792 nt
Organism: Prunus armeniaca (apricot)
Lineage: Eukaryota; Viridiplantae; Streptophyta; Magnoliopsida; Rosales; Rosaceae
Source: the annotation of a GenBank genome assembly
AUGUUCGGGUCGUUGCAGGGGGGAACCUUUGCAGACAUAUGGUUGGAGUUGUGUGAUCGUUUUGCACAGGAGUCUAGAAAGGAUGAACUGCUGAGCUCCAUUGCAUACGGGCUCUGGCGGCUAUGGAAGUGUCGAAACAGUCUGGUAUUUGAAGGGCGUCCGAUUCACCCAGCUGAGGCUGUGGAGAUCAUGAUCAAGCAGCAAACUGAUUUUUUGCAGACUAGGGAGAAGGGAAAGGAGACGACACCCAUCCAAGGAGGUGGCGGAGAACAUCGGAGCCUGGGCACUCAACAAAGGUCCUGCCCUCCGAUGGAUUUUGUUAAAAUCAAUUGUGACGGGGCAUGGACGUCACAAACUUUGCGUGGUGGGUGGGGUUGGGUGAUACGUGAUGCAUCUGGGGUGUUUAAAGGGGCUGGGGGUGAAGGAGGUGUGCGAUGCGGCGCUGCAAUAGUUGCUGAAGCUGAGGCAUUACGGGCGGGUCUGUGUGCGGGAGUGGACCAGGGCUGGCAGCGGGUGGUGCUGGAGUCUGACUCCAAGCUCAUGAUUGAUAUGCUGAAAGGGGUUGGCUGUUCUGACUCCCGGGUUGAAGGUAUUGUGCAUGACAUUAGAUUCCUGAUGCGGCAGAUGCAGACGGUGGUCUUGUCUUUUGUUUCUAGAAUAGCUAAUAAGGUGGCAGAUUUAGUUGCUGCCUUUGCGUCCAAAACCCAAGGUCUGAGUAAGUGGGAGGGAUCUCCCCCUUUAUGGUUAAUUAAUUCGUUGGCAAUUGGUGUAUCCUCUUUUACUGUUGAAUGA